This is a messenger RNA of Dromiciops gliroides (monito del monte), 3337 nucleotides long. RefSeq names its product zinc finger protein 574 (gene ZNF574). The record is from RefSeq and is a predicted model, not a curated record. The transcript is spliced from 2 exons. The coding region runs from base 374 to 3040 and encodes 888 amino acids. Gene Ontology annotation, biological process: negative regulation of transcription by RNA polymerase II; regulation of cytokine production; regulation of immune system process. Lineage: Eukaryota; Metazoa; Chordata; Mammalia; Microbiotheria; Microbiotheriidae.
GCCGGACGCACGGCCGAGGUGGGGAGGGGGCCGCCGGAGCGGCGGAGAGGGGCGGGGCGUUGCUGAGGGCGACUGGCGGCCAGAGCUAGGUUGAGAGCGAAGGAAGAGAGAACGGGGGUAGAGAGAGAAAGAGAGGGAGAAGGAGAGAGAGAGAGAGAGAGAGAGAGAGAGGGAGAGGGAGAGAGAGAGAGAGAGAGAGAGAGAGAAGUCGAGACGGAGAAGGAGAUCGAGAGCGAGAUCGCUGCGGGGGUCGCGUGAGCUGACGGCCGACGCGGCCCGGCCCGGCCCGAGGACGGAGCGAGCGAGUGAACCCGCGGGCCCGAAGGAGGCGGAGGACGGGCAGGGCGCGUGCGCGGGCCCGGGCCCCGCCACCAUGACAGAGGAGUCGGAGGAAACAGUCCUUUACAUUGAACAUCGCUAUGUGUGCUCGGAGUGUAACCAGCUCUUUGGCUCCCUAGAGGACGUGCUCCUGCACCAGAACUCGCAUCUCCCUCAGCAGCAUUUCGAGGUGGUGGGGGUGGCCGACCCUGGGGUCUCCGUGGCCACUGAAGCUCCCAGUGGUUCUGGCCUCUACCAGACGUUGGUGCAGGAGAGCCAGUACCAGUGCCUGGAGUGUGGGCAGCUCCUCUUGUCCCCUGGCCAGCUGCUGGAGCACCAGGAGCUACAUCUCAAGCUGCUGACCACCCAGGAGCCAGCCCCUCCUGAGGCGCCCCCUGCCAAGCCGGCCCCUCCCGUCUCAGCCAGCGCCAUCCACUACGAGUGUGUGGACUGCAAGGCGCUCUUCUCGAGACAGGAGCUGUGGCUGAGCCAUCGCCAGACACACCUCCGGGCUGUGGCCGCCGUCGCCGCCACAGCCGCCUCCCCUCCCCAGCCUUCGCCGCCCCCAGCCGUGGGACCCCAGCUGGGCCAGGCCCAGGUGGCUCUGGAGCACUCCUACCGCAAGUCUGAGGAGGCGGGGGAAGCGGCAGGCCCCGCAGGGGCUGGCGAGGUAGUGGCCGAAGUUGAGCUGCUCCUUUAUAAGUGUUCUGAGUGCUCCCAGCUCUUCCACCUGCCAGGCGACUUCCUGGAACACCAGGCUACUCAUUUUGGGCCGUCGGCCCCUGGCCCCGAGACUGCCGGGGCCCCGGACCUGCCCCCGACAUCUGACCACAGCUAUGAGCUUCGCAAUGGCGGGGAGAGUGCAGGUAGCGGGGCCGGGCGGGAGCGCAGGGGCGGCCGGCGGCUGCUGCGGCGUGCUGGCGGGGAGCCCCCAGGGGUGGCCUCCCCAGAGCUCUUCUGCCCCACCUGUGACCAGCUCUUCCUCUCCCCCCAUCAGCUGCAGCAGCAUCUGCGCAGCCACCGCGAGGGGCUCUUCAAGUGCCCUCUCUGUAGUCGCGCCUUCCCCAGCCCACCCAGCCUGGACCAACACCUGGGCGAACACAGCGGCGAGUCCCACUUCCUGUGCGUGGACUGUGGCCUAGCCUUCGGCACGGAGGCCCUCCUCCUGGCGCACCGCCGCACCCAUACCCCCAACCCACUGCACUCGUGCCCCUGCGGCAAGACCUUUGUCAACCUCACCAAGUUCCUUUACCACCGACGCACACAUGGUGCGGGGGGCGUCCCCAUCCCCGCCCCUGCCCCAGCAGCACCCUCUGAGGAUCCCGAGCCCACGCCCGUGGAGGCAGGAGGAGCCCCAGGGGCUGCAGCCCCCACCAGUGCCCCCACGGGUCCCCCUAGUAACCUCCCUGUGGUGGCGGGCCCCCACCGCUGCCUUCUCUGCAGCCGCGAGUUCAGCAAGGCACUGCAACUUGCUCGCCACCAGCGUUUUGUGCACCGGCUAGAGCGGCGGCACAAGUGCGGCGUCUGUGGUAAGAUGUUUAAGAAGAAGUCACACGUGCGUAACCACCUUCGCACCCACACCGGUGAGCGGCCCUUCCCCUGCCCCGACUGCGCCAAGCCUUUCAACUCACCCGCCAACCUGGCGCGGCACCGGCUCACGCACACCGGGGAGCGCCCCUACCGCUGUGGUGACUGUGGCAAGGCCUUCACUCAGAGCUCCACGUUGCGCCAACACCGCCUCGUGCAUGCUCAGCACUUCCCCUACCGCUGCCAGGAGUGUGGCGUGCGCUUCCACCGGCCCUACCGCCUGCUCAUGCACCGCUACCACCACACUGGUGAGUACCCCUACAAGUGCCGAGACUGCCCGCGCUCCUUCCUCCUGCGCCGCCUGCUUGAGGUGCACCAGCUGGUAGCCCAUGCUGGGCGUCAGCCUCACCGCUGCACCGCUUGUGGCGCAGCCUUUCCCUCCUCUCUGCGUCUGUGUGAGCACCGCUGUGCCGCUGCCCAGGCCCAGGCCCCCCGGCGCUUUGAGUGUGCCACCUGUGGCAAGAAAGUGGGCUCAGCUGCCAGGCUCCAGGCCCACGAAGCUGCCCAUGCAGCGGCAGGUCCAGGGGAGGUCCUGGCCAAGGAGGCGGCCACACCCCGACCCACGCGGGCUGCACGCCCCCCACCCCCUGCUUCCUUGCCUGCCACCUCUCCUGCCACGGCCCCCACAGCUCCUGCCCGGCGACGGGGAUUAGAAUGUAGCGAGUGUAAGAAGCUCUUCAGCACAGAGACGUCACUGCAGGUGCAUCGGCGCAUCCACACGGGGGAGAGGCCUUACCCAUGCCCAGACUGUGGCAAGGCCUUCCGCCAGAGCACCCACCUCAAAGACCACCGGCGCCUGCAUACCGGGGAGCGGCCCUUCGCCUGCGAGGUGUGUGGCAAGGCCUUCACCAUUGCCAUGCGCUUAGCUGAGCACCGCCGCAUCCACACUGGCGAGAGGCCCUACGCCUGCCCUGACUGUGGCAAGAGCUAUCGCUCCUUCUCCAACCUCUGGAAGCACCGCAAGACCCACCAGCAGCAGCAUCAGGCGGCUGUCCGCCAGCAGCUGGCCGAGGCGGCGGCCGAGGCAGCAGCCACUCUCACAGUGGUGGAGACGGCCGUUGAGGGUCUACCCCUGGUGGAAACCAUUGAGAUCUACCCGCUGGCGGAAGGCGACGGGGUGCAGAUCAGUGGGUGACCGGGGGGGGGGGGUCCCCUGACCCUGAUGCCUUGUACAUGUGCUCAGAUACAUUGUCGUUUCUCCCCCACCCCUCCACACCCCCAGGCCUGGCUGUGAGCAGCUGGUUUGGGCAGGAGGCUGGCCCAGCCUCUGUACAUACUAAGGUAUCUCUUCUCCCGUCUUCGAUGUUCGUUCAGUAACUGGGUUUUUCUCUCAUCCCGGUUAAGUCCUUGUUCCAGGGUCCCUACUAUGCCCAUUCCCUACCCAACAGUUCCCAACCCUGGACCCAAGGCUGCCAAUAAAGACUGAGUUGGA